AUGACAACAAUGCCUACCCCCAAAAACGACCACAUAAUCAUCGUCCGCGGGACAGUCACCGACGUCUCCGUCAUUCUUCACCUGCUAGACAAAGCAGUUGAAUGGCUCGUAUCGCAAGACCGAGUCGGCCAAUGGGGAACAACACCCUUCUCUGAGAAAUCGAGGAACCAUGAGCGAGUCACUGAAUUCGCAACCUCUGGUCUGGGAGUAUGGCUUGCGAUCAAGGUUCUCGAUGAUACAGCUAUGAAAACCGUAGAUGAAGAUCCAGAACAGCCGUCUACGGCGCUAUACUUCAGCACGGACUUAGGCGUCCAGGGUAUUGUUGUCGGCGCGCUCGCGGUGGGCGAUAAGACACCGUAUGUCCCGGCUGUGUCGGAGCCUGAGGCUUAUGUUAAAUUGUUGGUGACGGAUCGAAAAUACAUUGGGGGUGGGAUCGGUCGCCGGCUGCUGGAUCAUGCUCGGGCGUUGACGAGAGAGGCGGGGGUAUCGUUGAUGAGGGUGGAUUGUUAUGGGGGUGGGGAUGGGAAGUUGGUGAAAUACUAUGAGUCCCAGGGGUUUAAGAGAUCGGUUACAAUGGAUGUUGAGGGGUGGCCUUGUCAGGUAUUGGAGAUGCGGUUGGAGGGAAGUUAG
Molecule: messenger RNA, 630 nt
Organism: Aspergillus tanneri
Lineage: Eukaryota; Fungi; Ascomycota; Eurotiomycetes; Eurotiales; Aspergillaceae
Exons: 2
Coding region: 1-630 (209 amino acids)
Molecular function (GO): acyltransferase activity, transferring groups other than amino-acyl groups
Source: RefSeq, a predicted model, not a curated record